Messenger RNA from Motacilla alba alba, 4972 nucleotides. RefSeq names its product formin like 1 (gene FMNL1). Lineage: Eukaryota; Metazoa; Chordata; Aves; Passeriformes; Motacillidae. The record is from RefSeq and is a predicted model, not a curated record. The transcript has 28 exons. Gene Ontology annotation, biological process: actin nucleation; cortical actin cytoskeleton organization; regulation of cell shape. Gene Ontology annotation, cellular component: actin filament; cytosol. The coding region runs from base 83 to 3745 and encodes 1220 amino acids. Gene Ontology annotation, molecular function: microtubule binding; small GTPase binding; actin filament binding.
GCAGAAGUUGCAAACGCCGGCGAGCGGCGGCGGGGACGGGCGAGGAGCGAGCUGCGCUCGGAGCCGCCCCGCAGCGCCCGCCAUGGGCAACGCGGCCGGGGGGCUGGAGGGGGGCGCGGCCCCGCGGGAGCCCCGCGACCACCGCCCGCAGCCCGGGCCCCCGCCCGCCGCCGCCGCGCCGCCGCCCCCCCGGCAGCCCAUGCCCGGCGCCGCCGAGCUGGAGGAGCGCUUCGGCCGCGUCCUGAAUUCCAUGAACCUGCCCCCGGACAAGAUGAAGCUGCUUAACCAGUACGACAACGAGAAGAAGUGGGAGCUGAUCUGUGACCAGGAGCGUUUCCAGGUGAAGAACCCUCCAUCUGCCUACAUCCAGAAGCUGAAGAGCUACUUGGACACAGGGGGCGUCAGCAGGAAGUUCAAGAGGCGAGUGCAGGAGUCGACGCAGGUGCUCCGGGAGCUGGAGAUCUCCCUGAGGACCAACUACAUUGGCUGGGUCCAGGAGUUCCUCAACGAGGAGAACAAGGGGCUGGACGUGCUGCUGGAGUACCUCGCCUUUGCCCAGUGCUCUGUCGCGUAUGACAUGGAGAGCGCGGAGAACAGCCCCGGCUCUGACAAGGGCAAGGAGCGGUCGCUGGAGGACCUGAACAAAAGCACCUCCUCGUCCCCCACGCAGGGCUCCUCCAAGCCGCGGCCCCUCACUGUAAGCUGCUGCCUCUCGAACCAGCACAUCCACACCCUCCUCCGCCACGUCCACCCCAGCGUCCCCUGCGGUGCCCCGGGCAGCGAUGGGGACAGUGCCCCCAGGUCACCCGGCAGCUCCUGCCCGCCCCGGCUGAACCCCUCGCACAGCAGGAAGACGCUGCGCAACUCGCGGCUCGUCAGCCAGAAGGACGAUGUCCAUGUGUGCAUCAUGUGCCUCCGCGCCAUCAUGAACUACCAGUCUGGCUUCAGCCUGGUGAUGAACCACCCAGCCUGCGUCAACGAGAUCACCCUGAGCCUCAACAACAAGAGCGCCAGGACCAAGGCUCUGGUGCUGGAGCUGCUGGCCGCCGUCUGCCUGGUCCGAGGUGGCCACGACAUCAUCCUGGCUGCCUUUGACAACUUCAAGGAGGUCUGCGGGGAGAAGAACCGCUUCGAGAAGCUGAUGGAGUAUUUCCGAAAUGAGGACACCAACAUUGACUUCAUGGUGGCCUGCAUGCAGUUCAUCAACAUCGUGGUGCACUCGGUGGAGAACAUGAACUUCCGCGUGUUCCUGCAGUACGAGUUCACCCACCUGGGGCUGGACCAGUACCUGGAGACUCUGCGCCUCACUGAGAGCGACAAGCUGCAGGUGCAGAUCCAAGCCUACCUGGACAACGUCUUCGACGUGGGGGCCAUGCUGGAGGACUCGGAGACCAAAACAGCGGUGCUGGAGCACAUGGAGGAGCUGCAGGAGCACGUCAGCCAGUUGACAGAGAAGCUGCAGGAUGCGGAGAACGACUCCAUGGCCAAGAUAGCGGAGCUGGAGAAGCAGCUGAGCCAGGCGCGGCGGGAGCUGGAGGCGCUGCGGGAGCAGCUGAGCCCCCCGCGGCCGCCCAGCCCGCCGUCCCCGCAGCCCCAGGAGUGCUACCGGCUGGCGCUGGAGCGGCGGCUGGCGGAGCUCGAGGAGAAGGGGCUGGUGCAGAUUCUGCGUGGGCCCGACGGAGACGUCGCCAUCGAAAUUGUCCCCGUUGUCAUAGAAACCCCUGCAACCCCCGUGGUUUCUGGGGAGGCCACUGCCACCACCGACACCACCGCCACCUGCACAGAUGCUCCGGCUCUGGCUCCAGCCCCACCUCCCCCACCAGCACCUGCUGCCCCCCCGCCCCCACCCCCUCCACCCCCCCCGCCUCUGCCGGGGGCUGAGCCCAUCCCUCCCCCACCCCCCGCACCCCCUCUGCCCGCAGGCACCGCUCCCCCCCCAGCUCCCCCACUCCCGGGUGCCCCGGUGCCACCACCCCCCCCACCGCUCCCGGGGGGGCCCGAGGGCCCCGUGCCUCCCCCUCCACCACCCCCACCCCUCGGUGGGGAGCCCGCAGCCGGGCCGGGUGCCCCCGCCACUGCCAACGGUUCAGUGAAGGUGAAGAAGCCGAUCCAGACCAAGUUCCGCAUGCCCGUCUUCAACUGGGUGGCCCUGAAGCCGAGCCAGAUCGACGGCACCGUCUUCACCGAGCUCAACGAUGAGAAGGUGCUGCAGGAGCUGGACAUGAGUGACUUUGAGGAGCAGUUCAAGACCAAGGCACAGGGCCCCGCCCUGGACAUCAGUGCCCUCAAGGCCAAGGCCACGCAGAAGGCCCCCAGCAAGGUGACCCUCAUGGAGUCCAACCGGGCCAAGAACUUGGCCAUCACCCUGCGCAAGGGCGGCCGCAGCGUCCAGGACAUCUGCACGGCCAUCGAGACGUACGACCAGCAAGCCCUGAGCCUCGACUUCCUGGAGCUGCUGCUGCGCUUUCUGCCCACCGAGUACGAGCGGACCCUGAUCGGGAAGUUCGAGCGGGACCAGCAGCCGCCGGAGGAGCUCUCGGACGAGGAUCAGUUCAUGAUCCGCUUCAGCAAGAUCCCGCGCCUGGCCGAGCGCAUGAACGUCAUGAUCUUCCUGGGCAGCUUCGGCGACACGGCCCAGCUGCUGAUGCCGCAACUCAACGCCAUCAUCGCUGCCUCCAUGUCCCUCAAGUCCUCCGGCAAGCUGCGCCACAUACUCGAGAUUGUCCUGGCCUUCGGGAACUACAUGAACAGCAGCAAGCGUGGAGCUGCCUACGGCUUCCGGCUGCAGAGCCUGGACGCGCUCCUCGAGAUGAAGUCCACAGACCGCAAGCAGACGCUGCUGCACUACCUGGUGCGGGUGAUCAUGGAGAAGUACCCGGAGCUCACCGGCUUCCACACCGAGCUGCACUUCCUCGACAAGGCAGGCACAGUGUCCCUGGAUGGUGUCCUGCAAGACGUGCGAAGCCUGCAGCAGGGCAUGGAGCUGACCCGCAGGGAGUUCAUGCGGCAGGAUGACAGCCCCGUGCUCAAGGACUUCCUCAAGGUCAACUCCGAGGUGAUGGAGAAGCUGCAGGCUGACAGCAAAACCGCCAAGGAAGCAUAUGAGUCAGCUGUGGAGUAUUUCGGGGAGAACCCCAAGACCAGUCCCCCCACCACCUUCUUCCCCAUGUUCAUGCGCUUCAUCAAAGCCUACAAGAAAGCAGAGCAGGACAUCGAGCUGUGGAAGAAGCAAGAGGCUGCAGCCAAAGAGGUGGAAGCCGGCUCCCCUGGCAGCGAGCAGCAGCCCGAGCUGCCUGUCCAGAAGGCCAGGAGGCAGCAGAUGGACAUGAUUGCUGAGCUGAAGAAGAGGCAGAUGGUGAAGGAACCACUCAUCUACGAAGGCAAAGAUGGGGCCAUUGAGGAUAUAAUUUCAGCUCUCAAAACUGUCCCUUUCACGGCCCGGACGGGCAAACGCUCGUCCCGGCUCUUCUGCGACGUGAGCUUCAACGAGGAGAGUCCUCUAUCUGCGGAACAACCCGUACCGGCGGGGGGACAAGGCCCGCGGCAGCGCCAAGAAGCGGGCGGCGGGGCAGAGCCUGCAGGCGACGCCGGACAUCGCACUGUGACCGGCGCCGUCCCUGCAGCGGCAGCAGCGGGGCGGGACCGUCCUCCCGACGCGGAUGGGACCGCAGGAUGUCAGUCCCUCGGCGCGGGGCUCGGCGGGCUGGAGGGACAGCGCCCGCUCCGAGCUGCUCCAGCCGCUUAACGUGCCAGCUCCGCCUCGCCUGCCGGGGCCGGGCGCAGCACCCCCGGCGCUUGCUUGGCCGUGUCCCUGAGCUCCUCUCCCCGGGCUGGCAGGGCUGGGGGGUCCUCCUGGCUACGGCAGGGAGGGGGAAGCACAGAAAGAGCCCCAGCUUGUCCUGGAAGGAAAAGAGAGGCUGUCCCAUCCCUACCCCGGCGCUGCUCCCUCGCACACCGGCCGCCGGACCAGCCCCGUGUCCGGUGUCCCUCCCUCCGCUCGCUGAUGCCUUUGAUUGCGGCUGCGGGAAGGGAGGGGGUGUCAGCCAGGGACACAACGCUCCCCGCUCAUCUCCCCCGGCCCGCAGAGCCCCCCGAGAGCCGCGUUCUCCUGCGCUGCAGAGGCAGCCCGGAGCUGCUGCAGAGCUCCCACCGCGGGCACCUCCCGGAGCCGGGGCUGGCAGCGGUGCUAUUUUACCGGAUUUCAUAAGUCUUCCUUCAAAUUUCUCAGUGCUGCGGCAGCAGGGAUUGGAACACCCCCACACAGGGUGUCCCCAAGGCUGUGGCGAGCAGCGCUGGGCUGUUCCUCGCCGCAGGGGAGGCUCCGUAGCUGCGACAAUCGGCAGCAGGGACAAGUUUCUCUGCGAGGUGGUGGCACCUCCGCCCGCCUGCAUCCCCAGCAUCCAGCUGCACUGUCGGGCUGGAGCCUCCGGGAUGGACCGGGACUGUCAGCCCUGCGGGGCUCCCCGUUUCCCUGGGGGGGACACGCAGGAGAUGCCGGCAGCCCCCGGCCCCGCAGCACCGCCAUCCCAAAGGCUGCGGGGUCCCUGCUGCCGCCAGGCAGGAGCGGCCCCGGGGCCGCACGAGCCUCUCGGUACCGGAGCGGAGCCGGCUGUCGCUCCGUCCCCCGCCCCGCUGCUGCUGAGUAACCCCGAGCCCGCAGUGCCGAAUUAAUCCUCUCCUGGUGCAUUUACUCCAUCCAACAGCCCCCGCUCCUCCCUCCUCCUGUCCCUCCUCCCGUCCUUUCUCGCUCGUCCCAGCUUCAGCCAGAGCAGCCGCUGCUUCCUGCUGUAUUUAAGCUGCUUCAGCGCCGGCUCCGUGUCCGGGGAGGGAUGGGAAAUGAAUGUGUAACUUAUAAAUGCCUUUAAGCCAGAAAUGUAAACCAUUAACUGCUCAUUUGUAUACAUUAUUUUUAUAUACCGAAGGCCUGUUUAAUCUAAAGCAGAACUGGUAAUAAAAUGUCUCAGAGGAUAAA